This is a messenger RNA of Xenia sp. Carnegie-2017, 822 nucleotides long. RefSeq names its product small ubiquitin-related modifier 1-like. Bases 110 to 388 code for a protein of 92 amino acids. Gene Ontology annotation, biological process: protein sumoylation. The record is from RefSeq and is a predicted model, not a curated record. Gene Ontology annotation, cellular component: nucleus; PML body. The transcript has 5 exons. NCBI's taxonomy places the organism in Eukaryota, Metazoa, Cnidaria, Anthozoa, Malacalcyonacea, Xeniidae. Gene Ontology annotation, molecular function: protein tag activity; ubiquitin-like protein ligase binding.
GAUGCUCUGGUGGUUUUCUGCUAGUCUAUUUUGUUUGGCCAAGGGUUGUGGAAUUACGAAAAGAUUUGUUGAGUAGAAUUUAUAUAUUAACUUUUGAGCAGCCCAAAAAAUGUCUGAAGAAAAUAAGGAAGUCAAACCAGAGUCAGAACAUAUCAAUCUCAAAGUCAUUGCCCAGGAUAAUACAGAAGUUCACUUCAAAAUUAAAAGAACAACUCAACUUAAAAAACUAAAGCAAGCAUUUUGUGAUCGACAGGGUGUGGCUCUUAAUUCGUUACGAUUUCUAUUUGAUGGGCAAAGGAUAAAUGAUGAUCAGACCCCAAAAGAUCUUGAAAUGGAAGACGAUGACGUUAUUGAAGUUUAUCAAGAACAAACUGGAGGCUUCAGCUGAACUAGGCGGUAAAAUAUAGGACUUAGAUCGCGACCAUUCCCUACACUGAGUGGAUAAUUAAUUUUUACUUUAAGUAUUUUAUUUCAUGAUAUGUACAGUUGUUGUAGACCAGUAGCAAGUGCUUGACAUAUUUGUUAUUAUGAGAAAUAUUGCGUUAUAAACUAGAUUAAGUAGUUUUCUCAAUCUGGUACGAAUCAACUUUACAGUAAAUCAGCGCACCACUGUACAGCUAAUCUAUAUAUUUUCAGCUUUUUUUCGUAUUUACGAUUCGUUUGCUCUAUCUCUCAUGAGGUGACUAUAUUGUUAAAGAACACAAAAUUUGCUCUGUAUUUGAGACUUGUGAAAUUUAAAUAGUUCGUCAGUAAUACAUAAAUAGAGAGUAAUAUUCCAUUGACGGUUCGUAUAAUAAAUGUUUCAUUAAAGCGUCGAGAGUA